Molecule: messenger RNA, 6292 nt
Organism: Anastrepha ludens (Mexican fruit fly)
Lineage: Eukaryota; Metazoa; Arthropoda; Insecta; Diptera; Tephritidae
Gene: Ack-like
Product: activated Cdc42 kinase-like
Exons: 12
Coding region: 364-5130 (1588 amino acids)
Biological process (GO): protein phosphorylation
Molecular function (GO): protein binding; protein tyrosine kinase activity; ATP binding
Source: RefSeq, a predicted model, not a curated record
CAGAGUGUGCUUCGUGUUUCAAGUGCACCGCGGAAAAAGUUGAUAAAAGGUCUUCACAAUUGAUGUACUAAUUGAGAAAAUGUGUAUAUUAAAUUGCAAAUUGCAUUUGUGUGUCACAUAAAUCAAAAGUAAUGUGAUAAAGUGUGUCUUAGGAAAUGAUUGAGACCUUUCGCACUACGUUGGAGAUAGUAAGCAGAAUAGCGGCAGAGAUUUUAGUCGGAGCAGCAAGCGUCGCUGACGAUUAUUUCUGGUAGCAGCAAACAGCAACAUCUGUGAGGGGAGGGGAGGAGAGUUUUCGUCGACGGAACUUGCAGCACCAGAGCUUCCUUAAAUGCAACAACAACAACAAAAGCAGCAGCAACAAUGGAAUGCCCGCAAAUUGAUUUGUAUGAAUUCCUAACCGAAGCGGAGCUGCAACAUUAUUACAAUGCAAUCAAACACGAACUGAAAAUUACAAAUGCUGCCCACGUGAAAUAUGCAACUGAUGAAGACCUAAAACACAUUGGGCUGUCGCGUCCGGAAAUACGCAGGCUCCGUAAAUUUUAUGAAAAACACUUUCCACAUGGCUAUUUGAGCAAAAUUAAGCGCUUACUACAGGCGCCGGCCACGAUCGUCAAGCGUGACGGUAGUGAAGGCAAUUCAACGCUUUCAAAUGCGUCAUUGCAUAGCGCGACGGAGUCGCCUUCAACUGCGCAUACAGCCAGUUCGCCCAGCAAGGCGCCGAAUAAUAAGCACAUCAUACCAGCCGAUUCUAUAACGGUGAAUAAGCAAUUGGGCACUGGCGAAUUCGGCAUUGUGCAACAGGGCGUUUGGACCAAUGGCACAGAUAGAAUACAAGUGGCUAUUAAGUGCUUAUGCCGCGAGCGCAUGCAAUCGAAUCCCAUGGAAUUUCUCAAAGAAGCUGCCAUAAUGCACUCGAUUGAGCAUGAGAAUAUUGUGCGUUUGUAUGGUGUUGUAUUGGCUUCGGACUCAUUGAUGUUGGUCACGGAGUUGGCACAUUUGCGUUCGCUACUCGAAUGUUUGAAAGAUCCUGGUUUGCGCAUCAGCUUUCUUACAAUUCCAACGCUUUGUGAAUUUGCAAUACAAAUCUGUAACGGUAUGCGUUAUUUGGAAAAUAAACGACUGAUACACAGAGACUUGGCGGCCCGCAAUAUUUUAGUCUUCAGCAAAGAUAAGGUAAAAAUUUCCGAUUUUGGACUGUCACGUGCGUUAGGUGUUGGCAAGGAUUAUUAUAAAACUAAUUUUAAUAUCAACUUAAAGCUUCCCAUCGCCUGGUGCGCACCGGAAUGCAUAAACUAUUUGCGUUUCACCAACUCUUCCGACGCGUGGGCCUUUGGAGUUUGCCUUUGGGAAAUGUUUUCUUAUGGAUUUCAACCUUGGGCAGCACUUACUGGGUUGCAAAUACUUGAAGCAAUAGAUGCACCAAAUUAUCAGCGGCUCGAGCAACCGGAUUGCUGCCCUCAGGAGUAUUAUACGCUCAUGAUGAAAUGCUGGCAGGAUGACCCUGCCAAACGUCCUAAGUUCAGCGAGAUUUACGAGAUGCUGCCCGAUAUGAAACCUGAGCAAUUAAAAGCGGUUGUGCAUUGCUUGGAGCCUAAAAAGGAUCAUUUAUUGUAUCGGCAGGGCGAUAUCAUAACCGUACUUGAUCGUAAUACGGGCACACCCUUCUGGAAGGGUGUCCUUACAUCUGGCAAGACGGGGUUUUUCAAUCCAUCAAAUACUGUUGCGUAUUUAGAGGGAUUACCGACGGCUAACAGAGAUUCAUUUUGCCGCACCACUGAACGAAUUAGCAAGCGAAAAUUGCGCACGGAAAUGAUUUCAAAGCCACAAAACGAUUUUAAACACACUGGGCAUGUUGGCAUUGAUGGUGACUCAUUUGGCGACAUCGCUUUCCUAGGCAAUUCCCAAAAUUAUAAUCACGUUCCAAGACAAAUUGUCACACCUUACAAGCCAUCGGAGGAUAUCGAACAAACGCCGCUUUUAUUGCCACCAACACCAACCAGUCCGGAUUCAUUACAAACCGCCAGUGGCUACUUCGCCGAUGAGGGCCAUGGCACUUCAAUGAAUCCCACAUUUAUAUCUUCAACUGAAAAUACACCCAAACAUUUCAACACCGGUAAUGGGGCACAGCCGUCUUUUGACUUUCCUGGCCAGCAAUCACAACCAAAAUCGUUCACUAAUCCCUUUACACAUAAAAACCAUGGUGAAGUUUUGGUGGGUAGCUCAUACGCCAUGCAAAAUAACAACUAUGGUCUGGAUAGUCAAAGCUUUCAAGACGAGAUAGCUGCGGCCGGAGCAGCGCAAUGGCGAGAAGUAGGAAAGAAUGGCGGCAGCAGCGAGGAUCAACACGAAUACCAUGAGAUCUCUGAUGAUGAAAUCACAGCUGAUAAGUUAGACUUUGGCCCUUCGCUGUUGGACGAAAUAAAUUCGAUGUUUGGCUCAAUGAGUGCCAGCGCCAGCGCCAGCGUGGCACAACCAAAGCCAUCUGAUAUCGAGCAUACGAACAAAAAGAACGAAUUCGUGGAAAUCACAUCGAAAUUGGUGGGCAAGAGUGGAAGUUCGGGCGAUACUAAUGGCAACAAGUUUGGUACUUCCUCCAAAAAGAAGUCAGCAGGCACUGUGAAACCCAUAUCUGUAAAAGACGAACGCAUACUGAAUCAAGCAAUUGAAAUCGCAAAUGAAAUUAGUGCGAGAUCCAUGAACGAUUUAGUUUCCGAGCCAACUUCCAGCACUCAAAGUCCAAAACGUAAAUUCAGUUUCCGUUUUCCGCACUUGACGAGCAGUGGUGGUAGUGCAAGUGACAAAGCGUCAGCAAGUAAUGGAAGCUCAACUGCAGGUGGGAGUGCGAGCGCUAAUGCUGCCGUUCAAAAAUCUUUGUCGCCAUACUCGAAAAAAAAGAAUUUCACCGAGGAACUGGAGAGCAUACCCGACUUGCAGGCCAUUAUCGGCGCAGAAGGUCGUGAAGCUUACAACAGUCUAAUCGAGCGGAAGUCUUCACUGGGUAUCGGCGUUGAUAUGGGUCUCAGUCCCGCCGCGACCUUGUUACGGCAUCUCGACACGAACGAAUUUGAGUUGACUACCGCUAAAACGUUACCACGACGUUCCAUGCAUCUGCAAGAGCGCACCGAACCGAAGCGCAACGUUAUUUGCCGUGACAAUGGAGAUCCGAUUGUAGUGCCGCUGCACCAUGCGCCACGUCCAAUGACAUUGCCAACGCGUGGCGCCGCUGGACGCGCUAAAAAGUUGGAUUGUUUACCUGGCGGAAGUACGGCUAAUAUCAGCGCCGCUGAUGAGUCCGCGGAACAAAGUGCAACAACGCCAACAUGCAAUGGCGAUGCCAACGAUGGUUCUUCGCCCUGUGAAAGUCCAAGCUACAUGACGAAUACUUUUUAUAAAUUCCCGGAAGGUGCCAAACCAGGCACAACAACAAGCACGCCAACGAGCGAAACAACGAAUCCGAUCCCUUUGCCGCCGCGCGAUGGUAAAAAACACAUUAAGACAAAUGCAAAGCGGCACGUUCGCAAAUAUCCACUGAUUAUACCAGUGAAUGGCUUGCAGCGAACGCUCAACAUGGUGACGGAGACGACGCCCACAGAGGAUGGUUUGAAACCAGUUGCAGCGCUGACACUUAGUAAUGGUGUGGUGCAACGUGUGCUUGCAGUGCCACAGACUCAGUCACAGUCAGAGUCACAAAUGCAAUCACAGUCACAGGCACAAUCGCAGUCACAGCCACAGUCACAAAUGCAAUCACAGUCGCGGUCACAGUCGCACGCAAAGACGGCUACGGGAGCUGUGACAGUUUCAAAAGGAUCAACGCAGCGUGAGCCACAAGGGCACACUUAUCAAAAUUUGGACAAAGGGAGCGCGGAGAGCGCGGGCACCAACGCAACCGACUCCGCGUCACUGCAAUUCGAAUCCAUACUGGAAGCGGACUAUGACAAGAGCAAUGUACUGCAGUCACCUGACGUUACUGAUGGUUUCUACAAUUUUUCCAUACAAAAGGAACAAUACAACAAAGGCAAAGCAGUCGACUUCGAUGCGAAUAAAAUUUCCGGUUUAUAUGUGAAUGAGGACGAGCUGCGCAAUAUGGACAUUGAAAGGAAUCUCAAGUUAAAACAGGCCGCAGUAGCCAAAAUGCCCGUCACGACCGUUACUACUGCUACUGCUACAACUACAAAAACACAAGCAGCGGUACAAAAUUCGGAGGAUGCGGCCGCUGUUUCGGUAACAACAGCAGCAGUAGCAACAAUAGCAGAAGUAGCAACGACAACAGCAGUAGGAGCAACAAAAACAGUAGAAGCAACAACAACAACAGCGGUAGCAGAAAAAGCAACAGAAGUAGCAACGACAACAACAGCAGUGAUAACAACAACAGCAGAAGCAACAAUAACAACAGUAGCAACAACAACAGCGUCAACAACAACAACAACAAUAUUAACAGGGUCAGUAAAAACAACAGCUUCUGUUGUAUCUCCUGUGCCCACGGCAAAUGCAAUAGUUGUCAGUGCACCGCAGUGCGAAACCGCCGCUGCACCAAAAGUGUCCGCCGAACCUGCAGUUAUCAGGGAGAAGCACGGCAGGAGUUGUCUUACUGCCGAUAACGAAUUGGCGGGCAAUGCUCUCUUCAAGAAGGUACGCGAAUCCGUUGACUUAGCUAUGGAUAAAAAAGCAUCCAGCUCUACCACUUUAGCCAAUGCUAGUAGCAGCAGCAACGUCACUGCGCCGCAUAAGGUUGCGCGUUCAGUGUCAAGUGUGGCAACGACACGCCCUCAAACCGAGGCGGAAUACUUUGCAGCAGCCACUGCUCGUCUAAAGGACUCGAACUCUGUGAGCUGCGAAGAUCUGCUGGAAUUCUCCAACAUGAAACCGAAGGGUUGUGAACGUGGCGUGGACUCCGAUGAGGUUCGCAUCAUGGUGAAAGUGCUUGGAAAAGAUAACGUCCAACCAACACGCUGCCUGCAAUCACUCGAGUUCAUCGGUUGGGAUGUACACAAAGCGAUUAAAAUUAUCAAACUGCAGAAUAUUUUGCCUGCAAAAGAACUGAGUUUCGCCGAUUCGAUGGAGGCGUUGCAGAAAUACGAGUGGGAUUUGCAUACAACUGCGCUCAAAAUGAAAUUCAGCAAACGCUAAAUCCCACGGCCUACCAGAACUAAUCGGCAUGAGCAACAAAUUUUAUUUAAAUACUAAGAUUUUUUACUAUUCAUAUAUAUUCGGGACUACUAAAAAUUGAUUGUGAUUACUUUUUGCUCGAAAAACCACUUUUUUGGUUAAUUUUUUGGUUAAUUUUUUAUACGAGUUGUAAUAGCAACGAAAUUGAAAAUUUUAAGAAAAAGUUCAAGAUUGUUAAAGGAAAAACCUGCGAAUGCGCAACGCGUCUACACCUUCAAUGGAAAUCGCAUCUAUACCUUUAAUGAAUCGCGUCAUUCAACAUUUAAAUUAAUUUGUGUGCACCAAGAAAAAAAGAAAAACAAACAAAAAAUAAUAAUUAAUUUUUUAAUCAAAAGUCUGUCAGUGCCUUUUCGCUUUCAAGCGACGCUGAAUCAUCUCAGAUGAUGCCACCGCGAAUCAUAAAUUAAAAAUAAAGAAGAAUAUUAAGAAAACAUCUGCGAGUGUGCCUUGGAAUAUUUGCGCAAAAUAUUUAAAUAAUAUACUCGUACAUACAAACAUACAAUACAUACAAUAUUUAUGUAUGCCAUUGUGCCACAUCUCGACUGCAAGUGUGUAUCUCAUCAAAAGUACUUAUAGCAUUCGCAUGCAUCGCAUUUCACCAUGAAUAAUGUCGACGCGACUUUAUCUACAGAAAUAUAUGUAUAUCUUUACUUUAAAUUUAACUACGUAUAUAUGCAUGUAUAUUUACAUAUAACUGUUUUAACUAAAUAUUUUAUAUAUUUUAAACAUUUUGUUUGUAAUUCCUCUGCUCGCCUUUGUUUCGCGUAGCACGCAUUUAGUUAAUUAAGUGUAAAAUUUAUUGUAAUACAUAUCUACAAUAAUACAUACUAUAUGUAUACAUGCGCGUGCAUAUAUUUACAUUCAAUAUGUAAACAUGACAUACAUACAUAUAUUUCACAAAAAGUCUUAAUAUUAAAUAUUAAUGUCAAUCCAGAAAAAUAUUUCGAAUACUCUGCAUUUGUAAUACAAAUUUUUAUUCAAUAUACAUAUUUACAACAUUAUAAAUACAUACAUACAUACAUAUAUUACAUAUAUAAGUAUAUAAACUUCUUUACAUCUUUAUAUGAGCAAUUACAUACCUACCUUUAUACACAAAAAUAUAAACUUUUCUGUUCUAACGUCU